Molecule: messenger RNA, 196 nt
Organism: Funneliformis caledonium
Lineage: Eukaryota; Fungi; Glomeromycota; Glomeromycetes; Glomerales; Glomeraceae
Source: the annotation of a GenBank genome assembly
AGGAUUUCAAAAAAGUAAAACUUUUUGAAGACACUUAUCUAAAUAGUUUUUAUUCAUAUGAAAAAUUUGAUGACAUUAAUGAAAUAAAUAUAUUUAAAGUAGGAAAGACUACAGGUCUUACUUUUGAAAAAUUAGUUCCUAUUUAUUCUUUUAUUUUUAUUAAUCUAAGAAAUGAAAACAUUGAAUUUACAGAAAA